UGUCAAUUGGUAUUGUUGAAAUUUCACUGAUCUCGUCCGUGCAUCUGUUGUGCGGCACAGUGCGGGCGGCGUGGUGCUCGCAACACUGCUUUAAAAACAAGGCUACACCGCUGCCUCGCGACAGUCGAUGCCAGCCUUCGUGCACGCUAUACGCCGCGUUACGCGCAACAAACACUUCUAGUCGUAAACAUGGCGUUCUGACGUCCGCGUAUUCGCAUUCGUUUAUAAUAAUAAAUACAAAUAAUCCAAAUCAUAAAUGCAAAAAUACGUCCCAAUCAAGAACAUCGGUCAAAAAUAGUAAUUUUUUGACGGACUUGACGUUUUUAAUUUUCGCGCGUUAACUAACUUUAUUUUUUUCAUUCCGAUUUAAAAAAAAAAAAAAUUCAGUGAAUAUGGGUUUGAAUUUGGAAGACGAUAAACGACCAAGUAAGCUGGCCAUCAUGGAUGAGGAUUCCUCGGACAAACCAAGCGGGCUUGGAACUCGGCACUGGGUUACGUUCAUGCUGUUUCUCGGAAUGGCAAACGCUUACAUCAUGAGGACGAACAUGUCGGUCGCCAUCGUUGCUAUGGUCAACCACACAGCUCUUACUGUCAUCGCUGAAGAGAUAGACACCGAAUGCGGCCCAGUCAAUCCUAACAAAACCAGCGUGGUCUCAACCCAAGACGGCGACUACGCCUGGGACUCUUCAUUACAAGGCUAUAUUUUAUCGUCGUUUUUCUACGGUUAUGUCAUCACACAAAUUCCUUUCGGGAUUCUGUCGAAGAGGUUCGGAGCUCGCUUGUUCCUCGGAGUGGGUAUGCUGAUAAACUCGGUGUUCGGUCUGCUAGUGCCGGUCGCCGCCGAAGCUGGGUACGGAUGGCUCAUCGUCGUCAGGUUCAUACAAGGGCUGGGAGAGGGGCCCAUCGUGCCGUGCACUCACGCUAUGCUAGCCAAGUGGGUGCCGCCGAAUGAGAGAAGUAGAAUGGGUGCUGCCGUAUAUGCCGGUGCUCAGUUCGGUACGGUUAUAUCUAUGCCGCUGUCCGGUCUGCUGUCGGCGUAUGGUUUCGCCGGCGGCUGGCCCUCGAUCUUCUACGUGUUUGGCAUGAUCGGAACGGUCUGGUGCCUCGCGUUCCUGUUCUUCGUAUCCGAGGACCCCGAACAGUGUCCCCGGAUCAAAGAGACCGAGAAGAAGUACAUCGUCAGCUCUCUUUGGGGUGCCGCCGGAUCUAGCUCGCCACCCAUACCCUGGGGCAAGAUUCUUACUUCGAUGCCGUUCUGGGCGAUUAUGUUGGCCCACAUCGGACAGAACUACGGCUAUGAGACUCUGCUCACCGAAUUGCCAACAUUUAUGAGACAAGUUCUACACUUCUCCAUCAAAGAUAACGGUUUCGUUUCGGCCUUGCCGUAUCUGUGCAUGUGGUUGUUCUCGAUGUUCAUAUCUGUGGUCGCCGACUGGAUGUUGUCCAGUGGACGAUUCAACCACACUCAGGUCAGGAAGAUUAUUAACAGCAUUGGUCAGUAUGGUCCGGCGGCGGGCUUGUUCAUCGCCGCGAACACGGGAUGUAACCCGGCGGCCACCGUGGCGAUAUUGGCUGUGGGCGUCGGACUCAACGGUGGUAUCUACUCUGGCUUCAAGGUUAACCACUUGGAUAUUUCGCCACGUUUCGCCGGCAUUCUGAUGGCGUUCACCAACUGUCUCGCCAACUUGAUGGGGCUGUUGGCUCCCAUCGUCGCUGGACACAUCAUUGAGGGCAGACCCACUCAAGCGCAAUGGAGGAAAGUGUUCUACAUCGCGGGCGGAGUUUACGUUGUCUGUGCCACGUUCUACAACAUCUUCGGUUCGGGCAGGAGACAGGACUGGGACAACCCCGCCGACGACGAAGCCAAUGCCAAGAAGGCUGCCAGCAAGAAAGCCGAUAAGAUCGAGAGGAAAGCCGCCAAGAAUCAAAAUCACGCGGAAACAGCGCACUGAGGACGAAAGGUUGAACAAAACGCCGGUAACGAAUACAACUCUUUAAAGCAAUAACAGAACGCGUUUGAAUUUUUUAUAUACUUGCAUCUCUUUUUAUUUUUGAGCGGUAGAAAGAGAUGCUUGUAUGUUUGUUUAAAAUUAAAGUAAUGUUUUUAUUAAUGUCGAAUAAUAAUAAAAUAGUAAUUUUGACCACGUAUUUCGCUAGCAGUGGCCUGUUGUGAUCGUCUACCAGCGUUUGACCGUUUACGAGCUCCGUCAAUGUUUCUUUUUAAGAAUUGUUUGCCGAAGUUACACUUCUCUCUUUAACUUCCCUUUUAUAAGACAAAAUCUCUCAUUUCUCCGGUUUUUUUUUUUUCGUUGUCUAGCUGUCAUAUGUAACGCGCACUAGGGCUGUGAUAUUUGUGUACGAAAAACUACCACUACAUACCUACUGAACACGGAACUCGCAAACGGGCAACUUUUCGAACCGUUCGAAUAUAGUUACUAUUUAUUUAAUCAGUUUUUUUUUUAUUAAUUACCAUAAAAGUAUUUUAAAUAAUUUUAGCUUGAUGCAUGUUUUAAGAGACGAGUGAAUGGUGUUUAGUGUUGUUGGGUCCAAGUUGUAAGGAAAGAACAUAAAAAAAAUACCGUCCUAACCAGUGACUUGCAAUUUUGUACAUUAAUUUUGAAGAAAAAAUUGAUCCGAAAUAGGUGCCAUUUAUGCAUUUUAGUAACAUGCACGUGUCACCGCAGAAACUCGAAUAAAUACCUUAAAAAUUUAUUUGAAAUUUUACACUAACAAGUCAUAGACUAAGGAAACAGACAGAAUGCGAAUAAAUAAUUUUACCUCUAUGACUCAGAGUUAGUGCCAAAGCAAAAAACAUUAUGACUAUGUAUUUAAAUUUGAAAUUGAUCGCUUGGCGAAUAUUAUGAAUAAUUGUUUAUAAAUCUGUUUAUUUAAAAUGUAUAACGUAUUUAUGAAUUUAGUUUUAAAAUGUAACGUCACGGGACGCUGCACGCCCAAGAGCUUAUGUGAUCAUAUUAAUUUUAAGGUUAUUAUGCUUAGCUAUAUAAUUCAGAUUAAAUACUCCAUACUGAUGAUUAUUAAACUUUUUUUAAAUCGCUUACCAUCUUGUACGACAUAUUAUAAUCAAUCGUGUGGGGUCUUUGAACUGAGAACAGUGUUUGAAAAAUAUUUAAGGAGAUUCAUUUGAAUGUUUGUUGUUUUAGCCCUUAAAUAUUUUUUUAAUGAACACCUUGUAGUGUGUAAUUUUGAACUUUGUAUUAAAAUAUAACUUGAUGAAUUACCAUUUUAUAAAACAAAAUGAAAUAUUGUGUCUGUGACAGAUGUUAUUGUGCCUUGUAAAGGAAGUAGUACAAGUUUUAGUGGGAGGUGUGUCCAACGCACCGCGCCCUCAUUGUCCAAAUAAAUAAAAGUUAUUUUUGUAUGACCACUCACGGGUUCCGUGUGCGGGAGUACAGAAAUAAUAAAAAAAAACACAA
Messenger RNA from Bombyx mori (domestic silkworm), 3434 nucleotides. RefSeq names its product inorganic phosphate co-transporter (gene Picot). Gene Ontology annotation, cellular component: membrane. Lineage: Eukaryota; Metazoa; Arthropoda; Insecta; Lepidoptera; Bombycidae. The transcript is spliced from 11 exons. Gene Ontology annotation, molecular function: transmembrane transporter activity. Gene Ontology annotation, biological process: transmembrane transport; monoatomic anion transport. The record is from RefSeq and is a predicted model, not a curated record. Bases 393 to 1952 code for a protein of 519 amino acids.